AUGGCGACGAACUCGCUCUUGCUGUUUUUGACGAUACUAAUCGGCAAAAACGCCGCGCAAAAUUCCAGCAGAAAAGAUGUCACAAUUAAAGGGCAAGAGUUUACCGUUUUUCGUAAGAGAUCGACUUGGGAAGACGCAGCACUCCUUUGCGCCGAAAAUGGUCUACAAUUAGCGACGGUGAACAGUGCCUUCGAAGCAGCACGUCUUCAGACCAUCGCCGGAACUUAUACUUGGAUCGGGCUCAAGUCGAACAAUGCGGCUGCAGGACCCUGGCGAUGGAUUCAUGGAGAAGUCGCCGAACGCGCAGAUGUCUCGUGGGGACGUAUUCAGCCUAAUGAGAGAGCACAAGAAGCAUGUGGCUAUAUCGCUACCAGCUCUGGAAUCAUUGGCGAUACAACUUGCGAAAAGCGCUACAUGGUCGCUUGCUCCCCCAAUCAGUCACUCUCUCGAAUGAUUUUCGAAGAAACCACCAGCACAGAAUUGCCAACGACCACUACUCCAGAGGCGACUACGUCUCUGCCACCUACGACGAGCACGACUACAACGGUGAAAAUCCCCAUCGAGCAAUUGCCAGCCGCCACAUUUGGAAAGAAUCUGGAUCUCUCUGGUGCUGGACACCGCGGGCGAGUUCGAGAUCCUCUCGUCUCUUUCCCUGGUCCCGUUGAUGACUCGGCGACGAACAGAGAGGUUUUCGUUAACUACGACACUAAUGGCGACACAAUUACAGGAUUCAGUGAUACUAUUGAUCCAGAGAUCGAGUACGUUGAAGCCGAUGGAGUUUUUAUGUUUUAUCUCGAUUACAUGCAAAAUCCAGAGGAGCAUUGCAACAGUGACUGGCCUAACGAUCUGACUCAGCAGCCGAUGGGACUUGACAGUUGCUUAGAUACUGAUCCCCUCGUGCAACCCGAUCCUUUCCCCGAUACUGGUUACCACGAGUUCUCUCCCGAAUGUCAUGGAACACCUGGUGACUGCACUGCCAGUGAUACCUGCUGCAACGUUCAUCGAGGCAUGAACUGGACCCGAGCAGUCUGCAAGUGCCGUGAAUAUGGAGGCGAAAUCGCAACCCCGUACAGCGCAGUUCAGGAUCAAUAUAUGUACGAUUUCAUUCAGUCUAUCUGGGAAUAUCGGUUCAAUAGAAACAACUCACGGUACUGCCGUGACGAGAACGGAGAUACUCCCGGUACACUUGGAACAGAUGAUUGUCCGAUCGUCCAAGAAGGUCUCACAACUGCCACCUGGGGUAAUGAACUAAUUUGGAUCGGUUACAACUUUGACCCUACAAACAAUAAAUACCAACUUGUUAAUGGUACAUUGAUGAAUCUCGAUUAUCACUACUGGGGUCUUAUUGGAACUGGUAUUGAUGGCAGAAAGAGACGUGCUCUUGAUGAUAUCAAUAUAGUAAGCCCUCAGCAAACUAUCAUCACCAUCGAUAAUAGCCAUAUUAAUGGCGGAUCAGAUAUCAUUCUUGAUUACGAUGAAUUGGGCACAGACCCCAUUUGCAUCGCUAUAAGAUACGACGUUGACGACCAAGAUCCUACCGCGCCUCACAAAUUGCAAUGGAUGGAACGUGAUUGUGGUCGAGCAAAGUCCGUCAUGUGUGAAGUAGAUUUCCGUGAAACCCAGAAUUGCCGUUUCGGAAAUAUUCCUAUGAAUCAUCCAGACUACGACGAACUCACUAAGAUUACAACAGAUGCCUGGUCAGCAGCACCAGAUCCCUGCACAAACUGGCAAAAGUGUGAGGGGGGUGAAAUCGUCAAUGGUACUUGUGCAAUUAACGAAAAAUUUGACACAGUCCUUCGAAUGUGUAUGCCUGCAAUUACUCAGGAGCCUUGCAACAUCAACGAGUGUAAUGUAACCAAUCAUGUCUGCACCGGGGACAAUAUGCAUUGCGAGGAUACAAUUGGAUCGUAUGCCUGUAUUUGCGAUCCUGGAUAUCAGUGGAAUCCAGAAAAAGCUUCUGUUACUGACGCAUUGAAUCCAAAUGGACGAGAACCUUCUCCAGAUAACAAUUUCUGGGUUUGGCCAGUUGGAAGUGACCCAUCAGAUCCAAGUUAUGUUCAUGACGAUAGUGGACUCUACGAUCCAAACCAGGGUGACAUGUGUAUUGAUCUCGAUGAAUGUUUUGUGAAUGAAUUUACUUGUCCCGCCAAUUCUGAGUGCAGCAAUCUGGAUAUAGUCACCACUGGACGACCGUAUGAAUGCGUUUGCUCUAAUGGCUACGUUCCUGUGUAUAAUAUGACACAAAAUACGACCGACGCGAACGGAGUCAACUACUACGACGUCGUUUCGUGUGAAGAUGUUAAUGAGUGCGAUUGGGGCAAUGUAACAUGCUCUGCUGUCACGAUGUGCGUCAACACUGAUGGAAGCUUCCACUGUGGCUGUGAAGUUGGAUACACCACUGAUCCCGCCUGCAACGCAUGCAUCGGAAACGCAACAGCUGAUGGAUUCGCCACAGACGCCAAUCUGUGCUCUGCAGAAACAGCAGCCGCUGGAAUCUCCAAUUGCUGCGGCAAUAUCAAUGAAUGUGAAGAUCCAGUCCUCAAUCUUUGUCCAGUCAACUCAGACUGUAUCGAUAACGAUGGAAGCUUCUUUUGCGACUGCCAUAAUGACCUUGAAUACAUUAAUACUGACAAUUAUGUUUGCGAAGACAAGGAUGAGUGCAGCAACGCCACGUGGAACGGAUGCGAUCCAAAUUCUGUCUGUCAAAAUUUGGACCCAAGCUACAUCUGCAAUUGUAACCCCGGUUACGAUAAUUGCGCGAAUCCUUUCCAAGAAAUUUCUGGCACUUGCUGUGAAGAUCGCAAUGAAUGCGAAAAAGACGCACCUUGUGGUAUAAACGCCGACUGUACCAACUUAGAAUGUAAUGAUCCCCGUGAUAAUAACUGCGACACAGGAAUUAUACGACCGAUUCUCUCGGAUAUUGCUGGAAUCUGCGUCAACGAAAAUGGUGGCUACACAUGCGAAUGCCCUGAGGGAUACACUGGAAACGCAUUGAGCAGCGUUGACCCUAUGGGAGAAGGUUGUUCCGAUGUAGAUGAGUGCGCGUCGAAUCCUUGCCACGCAGAUGCUGUUUGCACCAACAAUGUUGGAAGUUUUGAAUGUGAAUGUGCCACUGGUUAUAAAGAGACUGCACCUCUCCCUGCUCAAGAAUGCGUAGAUAUUGAUGAGUGCACGGAAGUUGUUGGUGUCUGUCACGAAGACGCAGAUUGCGCUAACGAUGUAGGAUCUUAUACCUGCACUUGUAUUACUGGUUACUCUGGAGACGGGCAAUUCUGUUCUGAUAUCAACGAAUGUGCUGAUGAUGCUUCAAACGACUGCGAUUCGCUUGCGGAUUGCCAAAACACCGACGCGAGUUACACAUGCACUUGUCCGGAUGGUUACGAUGCCACCGGAUCUCCAGCAGGAGCAUCAUGCGACGAAAUCGAUGAAUGCGCCGCUACUCCGGGUCCAUGUGAUGCUGAUGCUACAUGCACGAACUAUCCUCCAGGAAGCUACACUUGUACUUGUGAUCCUGGUUUCUCUGGAAAUGGAGAAAUCGGAAAUUGUACAACUGUAAAUGAGUGCACUGACAACCUCCAUAAUUGCGACCCACUUGCUGAGUGUACUGACACUGAAGGAAGCUUUGAAUGUGCUUGUAUUGAUGGCUACUAUAGCCUUGGAACUCCUCCUGCCAGAUCAGGAGAUUGUUUCGACAUCGAUGAAUGCUUGAAUCCGGCUGACAAUAACUGUCAUCAAAAUGCCACUUGCACGAAUCUUGUCCCACCAGAUAGAUUUUCUUGUGCCUGUAAUGCUGGCUUUGUCGGCGAUGGAUUAACAUGUACUAUUCCUGACGAAUGCGCUGAUAACUCGCAUAACUGUGAUCCACGAGCGGAAUGUACGAAAGAACCUGGUCAGACCGGCUUCACUUGUACUUGUCUCACUGGAUAUACCGACGUUCUUACUCCCGAUGGCCAAACACUUGCUGCGCUUAUUCCAGGUCUUGCCUGUACGGACAUCGACGAAUGUGACAUUACACCCUCCGUUUGCACAGACAAUGCUCUUUGUACUAAUACUUGCAGAACCGGUUAUGACAGCGUAAACGGAACAGGGACAACUGGCGACUGUCAACCAAAGAAUGAGUGCCUUGACACUCCCUGUCCCGUCGUUGGUGGUAUUUGCACUGACUUGCCUCCAGACCAGAAUGGAUAUAUUUGUACUUGUCAAGAUGGCUAUCAAUACAUUCCCGACAUAAACUUCUGCGAGGAUAUUAAUGAGUGUAACGAGGUUCCAUGCACUGCAGGGGCUGAGUGCACCAAUACCGACCCAGGUUUUGAAUGUUAUUGCGCAAAUGGAUUGGUUCAGUCGAACGGAACAGGUCUUUUCUCGUUCGCAAAUCCACUUGGUGACUCAACCUGCGAUGACGUAGACGAAUGUACUCUUGGAAUCAGCAGUUGUAAUUUGACAACAUCUAUCUGUGUCAAUACUUAUGGAAGCCACCUUUGCUAUUGCAAACCGGAAUAUGCUGAUGACGGGUUCGGAAACUGUGUCGACAAAAAUGAAUGUGAUUUGGGCCUUUGUCCUUUCCCGCAAUCACCAAAUGGAACUGACCUCUGUGUCAACUUCGAGGGAGGAUAUCAGUGCUUCUGUCCGGAUGGAUUUGAUGGCAACGUUGUUGUCACUCCUCUUGCUCUUGACACAGUCGAAGGACAAGUAGUAACUGCAGAAGCAACCGUCUACGAGUGUGGAGACAGAAAUGAGUGCGUUAUCCAAACUGGCGUUGAUUGUCCUGUCAAUAGUGCGUGCACCAAUAUUCCCGGAGGAGCUUCCUGCGCUUGUGAUGAGGGUUUCGAGAAUGUCCAAACAGAUCCAACCCAAUUUCCUAUAUGUCAGAACAUUAAUGAGUGCGCAGGUGCCCAUCUCUGCCUAGCAUCAGCCACUUGCGUUGAUCUUGAAGGUAGCUACAGAUGUCAGUGCCCGACGGGUUAUGAAGGAGACGGAGUCAAUUUUUGCGAGGACGCUGAUGAAUGUGCUAUUGCUGCUGCAUCACGAAGAAGACGACAAGCUGAAAACUUUGAUAAUACUACACAAACUGUCGAUGGCGCUCAGUGUGAUCCAACAGCAAUUUGCUUAAAUACAGAUGGCAGUUACACUUGUCAAUGCCCACUUGGAAUGAUGGAAGAUCCAACGACACGACAGUGCCUCGAUAUCGAUGAAUGUUCAAGUGGAACUCACAACUGCUUGGCAGAUGAGUUCUGUUUGAAUUUCCCUGGAUCUCAUUCUUGCUUCCAACUGCCAACAACUACGGCUCAGCCAGCUAUCGAAGGAGAUCCUCAUAUUCGGGUCUCGGCACCACACGAGGAGCCGGUUUGUUUCGAUGUCUCUGAUGAUAAUGAGUCAGUUUUAUCCCUUAUCUCUGAGGGACCAGAGGGAGUUCAAGUCAACGGACAGGUCUUUGAAGAAGGAACUAAAGGAAAAGUUUGCCGACUUGAAACUGUUGGCAUAGUUUCCCCUGGUGGAGUUCAGGUGGCUGUUUACGUUGAUCAAGUCACAAUUGGUCGAGAAGGACAGGUUUACCAACGAUUCUAUUACGAUCGGGAUGCGGAAUAUGGAAUGGACGAUGUCCACAUCGAAGUUCAUCCAGCUGAGAAGGGCAAAAAUCCGCAUCGGGGCGUGCUCGUCUCUAUCGGACAUUCAGGCGACAUUCGAUUUAAUGUCGAGUACAAGCGAGCGAAGAAGUCUGCUUCCCUGAACGUUGAGAGAGGAAGUGGUCUCAAAGAAAGACUCACAGGGGUACUUGGCUCGACAAUGCACGGAGAAAUUAACUACCACAUGAGCAAAUCGGGAGGAAUUGUUCUUCCUAGUGGAAAGGAAAUCCCAGUUACCAUGGUCAACUGGAAUGUCCACCACAAGUGCCACAAAAUGGAAGCAUCGAUGGUAGAAGAUUUCCUAGGGCACGCAAUCUCAGACUUCCGCGUUGAGGGUCUCUUUGGAGCACCAAGCGAAAAAACAACGAGCUGGAUGAGCGCUAUCUUAGAUGUAUUUGGAUUCCCCAAAAGGAGAUAG
Molecule: messenger RNA, 6042 nt
Organism: Oikopleura dioica
Lineage: Eukaryota; Metazoa; Chordata; Appendicularia; Copelata; Oikopleuridae
Source: the annotation of a GenBank genome assembly